UGGCCUCAGCGCUUCUGGGUUCGGUUGUGACGAGGAAGGAGCUAGCGAAUUAGAGUCCUCGGUAAGGGGGUUUGUUAGAAGUCUGUCUUUGGCGGGGAUUAGGGUUUCCCUGUGGUGACAGCAUCCGUGGCCUCGGGAACACCAUGUCAUUAGAUUUUGGCAGUGUGGCACUGCAGACACAAAAUGAAGAUGAAGAGUUUGACAAAGAAGACUACGAAAGGGAGAAAGAGUUGCAGCAGUUGCUCACCGAUCUGCCGCACGAUAUGCUGGAUGAUGACCUGUCCUCCCCCGAGCUCCACUAUUCCGACUGCAGUGAGGAUAGCACAGAGGGAGAACUACAUCGCUCUGAGCAAUUGGAGAUGAACUGGCGUGAGCAUCAGGUGCUGCCUAAAUCUCAAAGUGUAAAUGACUAUGAUGAGAUUCGGGAUGUAUAUAUUGGAGAGAAAAGUAGCAACGGCUGGGAAGACAAUCAAAGUAAGAAUGACGACCAGCAUCCUGGCUACCAUCCCAAAGAAGGUGGAGGUGAAGGUGGAAGUGGCUAUAGUCCUCCAAGUAAUUAUGAACAGACAGAUUUAUAUCACCUUCCUGAAAACUUUAGGCCGUAUGUCAAUGGUCAGAAGCAGGAAUUUAAUAGUCAGCCAACCCAUGUAAUUAAAUUUUCAGAUCCUCAAAGGAAUCGUUUCCAGGGGCCCAGUUGUCAAGCUUUGGAACCAUAUAAAGUGACAUAUAAACCUUAUCAGUCUUCUGCCCAGAAUAAUGACUCACCAGGCCAGGAGAUAGCAGGAAGUGACACAUUUGAAAGCCUGCAACAACAAUUUUUAGGAGCUAAUGAAAAUUCUGCAGAAAAUAUGCAGAUUAUCCAACUUCAGGUUCUUAACAAAGCAAAAGAGAGACAACUAGACAAUUUAGUUGAAAAGUUAAAUGAAAGUGAGCAUCAAAUUAGAUAUCUGAAUCAUCAGCUUCUAAUAAUCAAAGAUGAAAAAGAUGGUUUGACCCUCAGCCUCCGAGAAUCUCAGAAACUCUUUCAGAAUGGAAAAGAAAGAGAGCUACAGCUUGAAGCACAAAUAAAAGCACUGGAGACCCAAAUACAAGCGUUUAAAGUGAACGAAGAACAGAUGAUUAAGAAGUCCAGGACAACUGAAAUGGCUCUGGAGAGCCUGAAGCAGCAGCUGCUGGACCUCCGUCAUUCGGAAUCACUUCAGCGUGCUAGAGAGCAGCAUGAGAGCAUUGUGAUGGGCCUCACGAAGAAGCAUGAAGAGCAAGUGUUGUCCUUACAGAGGAAAUUGGACGCUACCAUUACUGCACUUAAGGAACAGGAAGAUAUCUGUUGUCAUUUGAAAGAUCAAGUGAAAGAACUGGAAAGGAAUCAAGAAGCAACCAAAUUAGAAAAGACUGAGAUUAUUAACAGAUUGACGAGGAGUCUAGAGGAGAGUCAGAAGCAGUGUGCCAACUUCUUGCACUCAGGCUCUGUACAGGAGGUGGCUCAGCUACAGUUCCAGCUGCAGCAAGCACAAAAAGCACAUGCUAUGAGUGAAAACAUGAACAAGGCUUUGCAAGAAGAAUUAACAAAACUAAAAGAUGAAAUUUCUCUCUAUGAAUCUGCUGCAAAAUUAGGAAUACUUCCGAGCGACUCAGAAGGAGAAUUAAAUGUAGAACUCACUGAAUCAUAUGUGGAUUUGGGUAUUAAAAAAGUCAACUGGAAAAAAUCCAAAGUGAAGAGCAUUGUACAGCAAGAAGAGCCAAAUGAUGAGCUUUCGAAAGAUGAAGUCAUUCUGAAGCUGAAAGGAGAAGUGCAGCGUUUGCUGGGGAGCAACUCAGUGAAGCGUCAUCUGGUGUCUCAGUUACAAAAUGAUCUCAGAGACUGUCGUAAGAAAAUUGAAGCUCUCCAACAAGUGGAGAAAGAUGAAAAGAGCAUCACGGUUGAGGCUAAAAUAGAGACCUCAGAAAACCUAACUAAUCAAUUAUGGCCUGGCUGUUCUACUUCUAAUACGAUUGUCAAAGAUGAUAUUCUGCGACUUAAAAAUGAAAUUCACGUUUUACAACAACAAAAUCAGGAACUUAAAGAAACUGAAGAAGAACUGAGAAAUACAAAUCAAGACUUAUGUAGUCAGAUGAGACAAAUGGUACAAGAUUUUGACCGUGAUAAACAGGAGGCCGUGGAUAGGUGUGAGAGGACUUACCAGCAGCACCAUGAAGCCAUGAAAGCCCAAAUACGGGAAAGCCUGUUAGCAAAGCAUGCUUUGGAGAAGCAGCAGCUCUUUGAAGUCUAUGAGGGGGCUCGCUUGCAACUUAGGUCUGACUUAGAUAAGAUGAAUAAGGAGAUGGCUGCUGUGCAAGAAUGUUACCUGGAAGUGUGCAGAGAGAAGGACGAUCUGGAAUCGACUCUCAGGAAGACCAUUGAAAAGGAGCAACAGGCUCAGGAGAAGAGACAGCUAUUGGAGGAAAGAGAAGAAUAUGUAAGCAAACUGCAGGUGGAACUUGAAGAAAAGUACCAAGAUACCCUUAUGAUGGAAAAGAACAAGUGGCUGAAAGAACAAGAAACUGAUAUUAAGCAGCAGGUUGAAAAUGAAGUGAUGUUAGCCAAAUCACAUUGGGAUGAGGAACAGAAAGAGAUCAAACAAGAACUUAUUCAACAGCUUGAAAAGGAGUGGCAGUCUAAGCUGGAUCAAACCAUAAAGACCAUGAAAAAGAAGACUUCAGAUUGUUGCAGCCAAACUGACCAAGUAACCGCCAUGGAUGUUAUUUCCAAGAAAGAGAUGGCAAUCGUGAUAGAACAGAAGCGGAAGAUCCAGCAAGAUUUAGAGCAAGAGAAGGAGACAGCUAUCAGUGGGGGCUUGAAGAAACUAGAGGCUGAAUUAGAACUCAAAUACUGUGAAAAGAUUGCCAAACAGGUAGAAACAGCUGUACAAAAUGCUCGUCAUCGAUGGCUGGAAGAAAUGCCUGACCUUGCAGAGUAUAAAGCACGUGUAAGAGCAGAACAGAAGAAGUGGGAAGAACAACAAGACAUCACUGUGGCCAGACGGAUAUCAUUUGCUAUUUCUGAAGCUAAAGAGAAAUGGAAAAGCGAGCUUGAAACUAUGAAGAAAAGUGGAAUACCUGGAAAAGAAUUGGAAGAGAAGAUUCAUUCUCUUCAGAGAGAGCUUGAGUUAAAGAAUGAGGAAGUCCCUGUGGUUGUCAGGGCUGAGCUGGCGAAGGCCCGGAGUGAAUGGAACAAAGAAAAGCAAGAAGAAAUCCACAGAAUUCAAGAACAAAAUGAACAAGAUUACCGGCAAUUUUUAGAUGAUCAUCGAAAUAAAAUUAAUGAGGUGCUUGCGGCAGCUAAAGAAGACUUUGUGAAACAAAAAACUGAACUACUUCUUCAGAAGGAGACAGAAUUGCAAACAUGUCUAGACCAGAGUCGUAGAGAAUGGGCUACGCAGGAAGCCAGGCGGAUCCAACUGGAAAUCUAUCAGUAUGAGGAAGACAUCCUCACUGUACUUGAAUUUCUCUUGAAGGACACCCAAAAGGAACAUAUCAGUGGUUCAGAGAACAAGCAACUCUUGGAACUUGUGUCAACUUGUUCUUCAAAAUGGGUGUCUGCCCAAUAUUUUGAAAAACUAAAGGCCUGCAUACAGAAAGCAUUUCAAGAUAUCCUCUCCCUAGCUAUAGAAAAUACCAACUCUGAGUGGGAAAAGAGAAAUAUGGCCAAGAUCUCUAAGGAUCCUGCCACAGAGGUCACUGGCAGAGGAGACCCUGGAGUCCUGGCAGUCCUUCCUGCACCUAAUUUUGGACUCUGUGCUCAGACCUUGGCUUUGCAAAAAACGGAAGCAGAAGCUGAUAAGAAAAAGAUCCUUGAAAUUAAAGAUUCAUGCUGUGGACACUGCUUCCAAGAACUUGAAAAGGCAAAGCAGGAAUGUCAAGAUCUGAAAAGAAAACUGGAGAAAUGCUGUAGGCAUCUUCAGCAUUUAGAAAGAAAGCACAAAGCUGUAGUGGAAAAAAUUGGAGAAGAGAACAGUAAAGUUGUUGAAGAAUUAAUAGAAGAAAACAAUGACAUGAAGAGUAAAUUAGAAGAACUGAGAACACUUUGUAAAACACCACCAAGGUCAUUGUCAGAAGGGGCCAUUGAAAAUGCUUGCCUGCUGUGCAAUGGGAGGGCCUUGGAAGAACUUCGUGGACAGUACAUUAAAGCUGUAAAAAAAAUUAAGCGUGAUAUGCUUCGUUAUAUUCAGGAGAGUAAGGAAAGAGCCGCAGAAAUGGUAAAAGCAGAGGUAUUGCGAGAACGUCAAGAAACCGCCCGAAAGAUGCGCAAAUAUUACUUGACUUGCCUCCAACAGAUUUUGCAGGAUAAUGGAAAACAGGAAGGGGCUGAGAAAAAGAUUAUGAAUGCUGCUAGCAAACUUGCUACAAUGGCAAAAUUGCUGGAAACGCCGAUUUCUAAUAAAUCCCAGAGCAAAACUACACAGUCAGACCAAAAGUUGUGAAAAAUCUCUGAAAGAAAGACUGUAUAAGAUUGAAGAUGGAAACAGUUGAAAACUGCCAGAAGAUGACAGCUGUAAGUAGGAGCAUUAUUAAAACUGUUCCACAUGUGAAGGCAGUAUGUUGUAGGGGAUACCAGUGAGGUAAGUGUAAUUAGUUGGUGUUCUAGAACAACAGUAACCAGAUGGGUUCACUCUCUUUAUUCAUCCUUCUGCUUUCCCUUCCCCUGCCCCCAACAUUGGGCUGGAGUAAGAGCAACAGGAACAAAGAGUGUCAGAACAGGGCAAGGCUCCAGAUGGCUAGUUACAUCAAGGAGGAACUUAGAGCCCACAUGCCCCAAGUACCAGCUAUUGCAUUUUUCCAGCCUUCAGCUUGUUCCUUUUACUACACUCAACUUUGUUAAACAAGCUGAUACCAUACUCAGAACAUCUAUGAGAUAAGCAUUCAACCAAGGAUCACCAAAUACCUAUAGAAAGCCAGCACCAUGAUAAAAGACACCAAACUCAAAAUAAGACAAGGCAGAAAAAUCCAAUACAAUUUAUACCUAUGGAUACAAGUAAUAGAACAAAUAAAAGGACCUGAGAAUUUUAGCAAAGUAUAGUAGUCUCAAAAGGAAGUAAGAACUGCAGAGGAAAAUAAUAAACACGCCUAACAGGUUUACUAUUUUCAAGGAAAGGAUAUAGUUAUUGAUAACUCUAGCCAUUGCUAGAAAAAUACAAAUUUAAAUAUGUGUAUUAAGAUUUUAGGCUAGCCAAUAGAAAAACAGAAUAUAUAACUCUCAAACUAGUAGGGGAAGAUUUGUAAGAAAAGGUUUCAAUCUAACAGAGUCACGAAAGAGGAAAAAUACAACUAGAAAGCAUGGGUCAAUAAAAAACUAUUGUAGGGUCAAACAUCAGCAAUCACACUAAACAUAAAUAUGUUAAACUCACUUAUUAAAAGACCAUAAUUACCAUUUUUUAAAAAUUCAGACAUAUGUUAUUUCUAUGAGAACAACAUCAAAAAUUCAAAGUGAAGGAAUUGAGAAUAAUAUACUAAGCAAUGAAGUGUUGAUAUUAGAUAAAUUAUAAAAUUAAAUACAACAUUAAGCAAAUUAUACUUGAAAGGGAGUAAAGUGAAGUUGCUAAUGGUAAGACUCCUAAGAACCUAUAAAUGGGUUCUUUCUGUUCAUAAUAAAAUAGCUUUAGAAUAUAUAAAGCAAAAGCUGAUGGAAAUGUGUGAAAAAUUAAUAAAUUGCCAGUCACACUGGGGGAUUUUGAACAUAUCUGUGGGGAAAUGGGGCUUUUGAAUUUCUAGAAAGCUUGAAGCAGAGAUUGUUCAGGAAUCCAUAAGUCUGAUAUUGGUAGACAUUCUUUAAAAAAGCACAAAGGUUAUUUGUUUAAAUUUGGGAGUGGUGAUGUGGAACUUGAGUGUAAAAGAUUUGGGGGCAACUGUGCAAAUGUCCUAAUAAAAGCAAACCCUUUUUAUGAUCUAGGGACCAAGGUACGCACCUGAGGUAUGGUUUCUCUGAUUUUAUGUUAUGUGGCUGCUUUGCUUCUGAUCAGAUUUUAUGUCUUAGGUACUUAAAUCAGAAAUUCCAUUUUAGCUUUUACUCUGUGUGUGUGUAGGUGUGCUUAUGCUGGCAUUGGGCGUUGGGGUUCUUCUAGCAAAUUUUCUUCAUCGGAGCAGAAUUGGAAACGUGGCAGUUGGCUCUUAAAAUGUGAUAUCUGUUGCAGAAAAUAAUCAGAUGCAUGACAAUAAAGUCAGAUUUUAGUAACAAAAUUGCUUAACUUUAUUUAAUGGAUAUGUAAAAUAAUAUUUUUAAAUGUCCAGCAUUGGUGUAUUUUCUUUGAGAAUGAUUAAAAUAUAACAUUCUUUGGAAAUACAUGAAAACAUAAUUAUUUUUCCUCCUCUUUCAAUGUUAAUUUUCUCCUAAUUUUGUUUUCCCCUAAUUUUGUGUUCCCUUGUAUGUAAUAGUACUACCUCUGACUUCAGAGAUGCUGACUGGAGUUGAAAAAUCAAAAAGAAAUGAUGUGAAUCAGAACACACCACGUCACACUGACAGCAAAUCAAACAGUACACAAACGAUCCCCAGAAGUAUGUGUGACCAAGUUCCAAAG
Messenger RNA from Ailuropoda melanoleuca (giant panda), 6551 nucleotides. RefSeq names its product centrosomal protein 152 (gene CEP152). The transcript has 28 exons. Gene Ontology annotation, cellular component: centrosome. Gene Ontology annotation, biological process: centriole replication. The record is from RefSeq and is a predicted model, not a curated record. NCBI's taxonomy places the organism in Eukaryota, Metazoa, Chordata, Mammalia, Carnivora, Ursidae. Bases 144 to 4460 code for a protein of 1438 amino acids.